AUGAGCAGCUUGUCACCUGCCAUCGCUUCUGCUGUCCAUCACCAAAAUGCGCCCUCGGCUCACACCGUCAAUGGGACUUACACCGGCCUCACUCUCAGCACUUUCAACCAAGAGGCCUUUUACGGCAUCCCUUUUGCAAUACCUCCACUUGGAGACCUGAGACUCCGUUAUCCCGUGCCGUACAACCAGUCAUGGACAGGCACUCGUAAUGCCACCGUACGCUCAGACUCGUGCCCCGGCUUUGACAAGCCCUUUGCCCAGGGCUUUGCCGACGGCUUAACCAUGAGCGAAGAUUGCUUGACGCUUGACAUUGUGAGACCUGCCAAUGUUCAACCUGGAGACAACCUCCCUGUCUUCUUCUGGAUUUACGGCGGUGGCUUCAAAGCCGGUGGAUCAGCCGACCCGCGUUACAACACGUCGUUCAUGGUGCGCAACUCGAUGCAAAUGAAGAAGCCAAUCAUCGCUGUAGUGCCCAACUACCGCACAUCUGCGUUUGGCUUGUUGGCUUCAAAGGAGGUUGCGGCAGCCGGCGUAGGCAACAUUGCCCUCUUUGACCAGCGGCUAGCGAUGAAAUGGGUGUCUGAGAAUAUCCGCGCGUUUGGCGGCGAUCCCAGCAAGGUCACAAUUGCGGGUGAGAGCGCGGGAGGCUCUUCGGCGGGAUACCAGUUGGUGGCAUUUGAAGGGAAGAAUGACGGCCUAUUCAGGAGUGCUAUAUUGGAGAGCUCGAGCUUGCUUGGUGCUUCGAUGAAUACUGUUGAGACGCUGAACGUAACUUACCAAGGCUGGUAUGAUAACAUCACGACAACGGUUGGCUGCAACACCGCCACAGAUUCUUUGGCCUGUCUCCGCACCGUUCCAUACCAGAAGCUCUUCAGCGCCGUAAAUGGCUUCCAGUUCAAGCCCUAUAUCGACGGCAAAUUUAUCUCUCAGCCUCCCUCCGUUUCAAUCGCAAAGGGCCAGAUUGCUGAUAUCGCUCUCAUCAUGGGGUCUAACACAGACGAGGGCACUGCCGAGUUCUUUACGCCUCGAGGAACUCUAAACAACGACAGUGACAUUUCAUCUCUCGUCGCCCAUCUUGGCGGUGGUCUCAACAGCUCAGUCGUCGCCAACAUCCUCCGUCUCUACCCUGAUGAUCCUAUCCAAGGCUGCCCCUUUGGCACCGGACCCGAGAGAUUUGCAGACCAGGGCUUCCAGUACAAGCGAGGCGCUGCCAUUAGUGGCGAUGUAAAUAUCCACGCUGGUCGCCGAGCCUUUGCCAUCAACCACAGUCAGCGCAGUAAGCAUCCGAUUUACACGUACCGCUUCAACCAAGUGCCGUGGAACAUGCAAGAAGUCGACGUCACUACCACUGCGCCUGUGUUCGUUACGCAUUUCACUGAGAUUGUCCAUGUUUUCGAUAAUCCGGAUAAGAACGUCAACUGGAUUGGGCCAUAUCCAAUCAUCUCGGAGCUAGCCACGUUCGUAUCCCGGUCUUGGGUAUCAUUUAUCCACGAUCAGAAUCCAAAUAAUCACGGUCUUGAGGGAAAGCCAGCCUGGCCUAAAUAUAAUGCUUCGAACCCGCAGAAUAUUGUUUUCAGGGCUGGCGCUAGCUGGGUGGAGAAGGAUGAUUGGAGACGGGAACAGUUGGCAUACUGGAGCACUCUCUGGACGGAAAUAAUGACAUAG
Molecule: messenger RNA, 1665 nt
Organism: Trichoderma atroviride IMI 206040
Lineage: Eukaryota; Fungi; Ascomycota; Sordariomycetes; Hypocreales; Hypocreaceae
Source: RefSeq, a predicted model, not a curated record